This is a messenger RNA of Sugiyamaella lignohabitans, 1593 nucleotides long. RefSeq names its product Uga4p (gene UGA4). Gene Ontology annotation, cellular component: membrane. The record is from RefSeq and is a predicted model, not a curated record. The coding region runs from base 1 to 1593 and encodes 530 amino acids. Gene Ontology annotation, biological process: transmembrane transport. Lineage: Eukaryota; Fungi; Ascomycota; Dipodascomycetes; Dipodascales; Trichomonascaceae. Gene Ontology annotation, molecular function: transmembrane transporter activity. The transcript has a single exon.
AUGUCAGAAGUCGAGGCCCAGCAAAAACAUGCUACUGAUGAAGAAGUUCUAGCCCAUUUGGGUAUCGAGCAAGAGCUCAAGAGAGAAUGGGGUGUGCUACAGAACUUUGGUGCUUCCUUUUCCAUUAUCAGUGUCAUCACUGGUAUCACUACAUUAUUCGAGACUGGUCUGCUUGUAGGAGGUCCAGCUGUCAUGAGUAUAGGAUGGUUGGUAGUAGCGUGCGUUACACUGGUAUCAGUGGGUCUUUCUAUGGCCGAAAUUGUCAGUGCAGUUCCUAGUAGUGGUGGUCCAUAUUACUGGGCAGCGGUUCUUUCCCCUCCUAAAUAUCAACCUUUUAAUGCUUGGGUCACAGGAUGGUUUAAUCUCUUGGGACAAGUUGGUGUUACUACUGGUAUUAGUUUUGGUCUUGCUGGACUGAUUUCUACUGUUUGCACUCUCAAGAACGACUAUGAACCUACCCCGGGCAAAACUAUCGGCAUUUAUGCUGCUAUUCUAGUAUCUCAUGGUCUUAUCAACACUUUUGGAGUCAAGACUCUCAAGUACUUCAAUAACACAUCAAUCAUUUUGCAUAGUCUUGGAGUUGCUUCGAUAUGUAUUGCAGUUCUUGCUAAAGCUCCAACCCACCAGUCUGCCAGUUUUGUAUUUGGCAAGUUCUUUGACGGUACUGGAACCGAUGCCCCUGGUUGGAGUAUCCGAGCCAGUAAGGAAUACGUGGCAGUGACUGGUAUUCUUAUGAGUCAGUAUACCAUCACAGGGUUCGACGCUUCGGCACACAUGUCGGAAGAGACCAAGAACGCGUCUUGGGCAGCUGCUGUAGGUGUAGUGACGUCGAUUGGUGUUUCGGCCGUGUUUGGAUUCUUUGUAAUUCUAGCAUUUUUGUUUUCUAUUCAAGAUUUCGACUCGACUGUGGCGUCUCCCACUGGCCAACCUGUUCUGCAAAUCUUUUUAGAUGUGUUUGGCGUCAACGGAGCUAUCGUUCUCAUGACUUUUAUCAUGGUGUGUGUUUGGCACUGUGGUCUGUUUUCUAUUGCCAGUAACAGUCGAAUGAUGUACUCAUUUGCCAGAGACGGAGGUCUUCCUAAGCCCCUGAGCCACGUACACGGGAAGUAUCAAGUGCCUGUACGAACCAUUUGGCUAGCGGUACUUCUUUCUUUCUGUCUAGCACUUCCAUCCUUAGGCUCGUCAGUAGCAUUUGCUGCUGCUACGUCCAUUGCUACUAUCGGUUUAUACAUCAGUUAUUCGCUGCCGGUGCUUAUCAAGCUGAUAUUCCCCCGUUAUUUCGUAAAGGGUCCCUUCAAUCUGGGUAAACUGUCCAAAUUCAUCAACAUCAUCUGCUGCUCGUGGGUGGGUUUCAUCACCGUAGCCUUCUGUCUGCCGACUGCCAACCCCGUCACCAGCCAGACCCUGAACUACUCGGCAGUAGCCGUCGGUAUCGUCGGCGGCUGGGCCCUACUGUCCUGGAUUUACUUCCGCAAACACUUCAAAGGCCCCAUCCGGCCAGAAGACAUCGAGCGCAUCGACGGCACCUACAGCCUCGAAGUGAACGCCGGACCCGACGAGAAGGGUGUCACCACCGCCAGUGGCAAGUUCUAG